This is a messenger RNA of Rhipicephalus sanguineus (brown dog tick), 647 nucleotides long. RefSeq lists its product as uncharacterized. The transcript is spliced from 4 exons. NCBI's taxonomy places the organism in Eukaryota, Metazoa, Arthropoda, Arachnida, Ixodida, Ixodidae. The record is from RefSeq and is a predicted model, not a curated record. The coding region runs from base 79 to 507 and encodes 142 amino acids.
GCACACAGAGGUGGCACUUGGUGCAGUUUCGCACGCGAAGCGAGGCCGAAGAAGAAGAAGCCACCGGCUAGCUCCAAAAUGGCGGACCAGGCGACCGACACGGCGUGCGUCGACGUCCAGCAGCGCGACAGUGGCGCCGUCUCGCCGAAGCACGUCCUCGCCAAGGACGCCGGGUCGGCCUUCUUCCAGGAGGGCCACCUCAACGCCGGGGAGCAGCAGCACGCAGGAGAGCUGGCCAAGAUGAUGGCGAAAAUGAUGAGCUGCUCUCCCAUGGACAUGGGCCCCGACGGAGGACAUCUUCCACCGAACGACAUGGCCGCCUCGCACAAGAUGCGUGACCUGCUGGCCAAGGCCGAGCAGAGCGGCGAAGAAGACGGCAACGCCGUGCAGCGGUUCGAGGACCUGGUGGCCCAGGGCAGGCACAUGCUCGAACAGAUCAACGACACCCUCAACACCCUGCUGGCCGCCGAGAUGAACAGCGCUGCCGCCGAAGAUGCGUCGCGCUGAGCACCUCUCGUUGACGACGACGGAUGAGGGCGCCAGCGCUGUCUCGGGGCUCCAACGUGUCCUCGCGGGGAGCAGAAGCUCCGCAAGCACAUUCCAAACACGGUCACUGUCUGUUAUCCGGGCGACCUACGAAUACAACA